CACCCCAGAGUGCUGUGCUGAUUCACGGUGAGAAGGCUGCCUUUAACCCCACCCACUUCCAUUGUAUCUUUCACAAUAGAGCAAACGAAACAGACACUGCAAUCCAGGGAUUGUCUGAACUCAACCAUCCUGUUUCCCAACUCUGGUCCGCAGGAUGAGUCUCCUCAAGCAAAGGCCGACUUCUCUCAGUCAGUCGGACAUCGUGGAUAUCUACCGGCACGAUCUGAUUGAAGACAAACGUUUCAGACAGUCUGACCCACACGUCUUCAUCGUGUUGGGCGCCUCGGGUGACUUGGCCAAGAAGAAGAUCUACCCCACGCUCUGGUGGCUGUUCAGGGAUGGAUUACUCCCGGAGGAUACGUACGUGGUGGGGUUUGCCCGCUCUGCCCUCACCAUCCAGGGCCUUCGCAACCAAGUGCAGCCCUACCUGAAGGCGACCGAGGGUGAGUUGGACAAACUGGACUGCUUCUUCAGCCGGAACUCCUACCUGCAGGGCAAGUACGGUGAGAGGGCCAGCUUCCAGCAGCUGGACAGCCACAUCGCCUCCCUCCACCACGGUGGCCGGGCCAACCGCCUCUUCUACCUCGCCCUGCCGCCCAGCGUCUACGAGGACGUCACCCGCAACAUCAAGGAGGCCUGCAUGGGCAAGGAGGGCUGGAACCGCGUGAUCGUGGAGAAACCGUUCGGGAAGGACUUGGAGAGCUCGAACAAGCUGGCUGCCCACCUUGCUUCCCUCUUUAAGGAGGAGCAAAUCUACCGCAUCGAUCACUACCUGGGCAAGGAGAUGGUGCAGAACCUGAUGGUCAUCCGGUUCGCCAACCGGAUCUUCGGGCCCGUGUGGAACAGGGACAACAUCGCCUCCGUCGUGCUGACCUUCAAGGAGCCGUUCGGGACGGAGGGCAGAGGGGGCUACUUCGACGAGUUUGGGAUCAUCCGGGACGUGAUGCAGAAUCACAUGAUGCAGAUGCUGUGUCUGGUUGCCAUGGAGAAGCCGGCCUCCACCAACUCUGAUGAUGUCCGGGAUGAGAAGGUGAAGGUACUGAAGAGCGUUUCGGAGAUCCAGAUGGGGAACGUGCUGGUCGGGCAGUACGUCGGGAAUCCGAACGGAGAGGGUGAGGCGAAGAAGGGUUACCUCGAUGACCCCACCGUGCCAGCGGGCUCCACCACCCCCACCUUUGCCACCGUGGUGCUCUACAUCCAGAACGAGCGGUGGGAUGGGGUCCCCUUUGUGAUGCGCUGCGGGAAGGCGCUGAAUGAGAGGAAGGCAGAGGUUCGCCUCCAGUUCCGGGACGUGCCGGGAGACAUCUUCCAGCGCCAGUCCAAACGCAACGAGUUGGUCAUCCGCGUCCAGCCCAACGAGGCCAUCUACACCAAACUGAUGACCAAGAAGCCCGGAAUGUUCUUCAGCCCCGAGGAGACUGAGCUGGACCUCACCUACGGCAGCCGCUACAAGGACGUCAAGCUACCUGAUGCCUAUGAGCGCCUGAUUCUGGAUGUGUUCUGCGGCAGCCAGAUGCACUUUGUCCGGAGUGACGAGCUCCAAGAAGCCUGGAGAAUAUUCACGCCCCUUCUUCACAAGCUGGAGUCUUCCAAAAUUCAACCUGUUCCCUAUGAGUACGGCAGCCGCGGACCCCCAGAGGCCGAUGAGAUGAUGAAGAAGGUGGGCUUUCGUUACGAGGGCACCUACAAGUGGGUGAGCCCCAACAGGCUGUGAGCCCGGCUGCCGGGUGGAAACGGAGAGAGGGGGAGUGGAUGGAGACAGAGAGAGAGAGAGACACACACACACACACACACACACACACACACACACACACACACCACCGACCUUCUACCCUUCCCCAAUCUCCACACCUACCCCCCCACCCCUCCCCGCACCAGUUCCAUCGCACCUCCGGGAAGAACAGAGGACCCCCCUCAGGAUGAUUCCGGCUGGAACGUACAGAACAUCACAAGGCCAGCGUUGCCCGUCGGACCUGAUGAAUGUACUUUUGUUACUUGUAUGCACAGAGAGUGCUGGAGCUUAAAUCACUGCUGUCUUGUCGUUGCUCGUGGAAAGGGGUGGUGAAGCUUCACGGACUGCCUGUGCUGCUGGGUGGGUGGGUGGGUUCUUCUCAGUGUCUCUUCACAGCGCUGGUUUAUUGGUCUGAAAGAACUCGCUAGAACGUUCCCUCCCUCUCACCCACCUCAUCCAGAAAUCACUGCCCGGCUUGGUCACCCUGCACGGAACGCGUUUGGGGUUCUGGAGGAGACAGAUAUACCGAGUGUGUGUGAUGGAACAAUGUGGAGGGAGAUUCACUCUGCCUCUGACCCCGGGAGUGUGUGAUGGGACGGUGUGGAGGGAGUUUCACUCUGUGUCUGACCCCGGGAGUGUGUGAUGGGACGGUGUGGAGGGAGUUUCACUCUGUGUCUGACCCCGGGAGUGUGUGAUGGGACAGUGUGGAGGGAGAUUCACUCUGUGUCUGACCCCGGGAGUGUGUGAUGGGACGGUGUGGAGGGAGAUUCACUCUGUGUCUGACCCCGGGAGUGUGUGAUGGGACGGUGUGGAGGGAGUUUCACUCUGUGUCUGACCCCGGGAGUGUGUGAUGGGACGGUGUGGAGGGAGCUUCACUCUGUGUCUGACCCCGGGAGUGUGUGAUGGGACGGUGUGGGGGAGAUUCACUCUGUGUCUGACCCCGGGAGUGUGUGAUGGGACAGUGUGGAGGGAGAUUCACUCUAUUUUUGUCCUUCUCUCUUCAGGCAGUAUACAUGUUACCGGUUUUAAAAACUACUAAAUUAGGAUUUUUUAAAGACUGCUUAUUAACAACUAAAACACAGAAGGAGGGAAAACCGAUACAAUGUGGGAGAAACCCUUCGGUGUUGAACCGGCUCUGCCGCAGCCCCUCCCUCCCUGCCUGGUUGCCCCCCGUCUCCUCUGGUGUCAUUCUGCCUCCUCUCAGCCUGAGGCGAGGUUCCAGUUUGGAUGAAGAAGGAGCCCAUUUUAUACCCUCUAGAACCUGGUACUGGGGGGUGGGGGGGGGGAAGGAAUAGUCAGGCCACAGGAUUCGGCUGCACCUUCUCGCCUCAUGGCUCACGGACGGAGGCUGCUGGCUCUGCGGCUAAACCAUGGAGUUCACUGUUACCUGACCUCAAAGCUUUGUGCCUGACUUUCCUCUAAACAUUCCUACUUCCCACACUUUAGUCUUGAUAACAACAGUUUGAAGCUGCAUACACUGUGAGAAGGUUUGAAAUGUGACUUGCAUUCCCCUUUUCAGCUAAUUCGUACCCUAAAGAGAGCCCCACUGACUGGGUCUGCUGUAACGGGUCGUUGUGCUGAUUGAAGGGAGAAGAGAGCGCGAAGGGAGGGACACAGUUUGGACUGGGAUCAGUUUUAUAACUACUGCUGUAUAUUUCAGUUUAUUUAGUAAAGACCUUUAGGUACGUGUG
Messenger RNA from Hypanus sabinus (Atlantic stingray), 3423 nucleotides. It is a transcript of the gene g6pd, whose product is annotated as glucose-6-phosphate dehydrogenase. The coding region runs from base 155 to 1714 and encodes 519 amino acids. Gene Ontology annotation, cellular component: cytosol. The record is from RefSeq and is a predicted model, not a curated record. Gene Ontology annotation, molecular function: NADP binding; glucose-6-phosphate dehydrogenase activity. NCBI's taxonomy places the organism in Eukaryota, Metazoa, Chordata, Chondrichthyes, Myliobatiformes, Dasyatidae. Gene Ontology annotation, biological process: glucose metabolic process; pentose-phosphate shunt, oxidative branch. The transcript has 13 exons.